UGGAGAACUGCAAUCACUUCCAUACAAACAAAUCCUUCCGUAGAGUGAGGAGAAAAUAUGGAGCAUCGCUUUGACAGGGCACCGGCGGUGCUGUCACCGCUGGAGGAGUCCAGUGCGGAGGUGAGCAGGGACAGCGGUAUAGUGUCACAGAGCGCAAGCAGCUUGUCUAUGGUAAGCGAGGCCCUGAGCAGCGGUACAGUGUCUCAGAGCCCGAGCUUCGGUGCUGCUGUGGCCCAGAGCCCGAGCUCAGCCGCGGGGGAAGCCCGGGAUCAGAGCGAGCAGGGUCAGCCGCAGGACGACGAGUUGCUGAGACACACGGCGAUCGCGUACUCUACUUAUAUCCGAGCCAAUGCUGAAGAAGAGGUGAUGUGUUUAGAGAAAAGUCUGGAGGAAAUGCUUACAAGAGUUGACGAGUUUGUUGGGAUGCUUGAUAUGAUUCGAAAUGACACCUCUCAGAUUGUAAAUGAGAACCUACCACAGAUUCAAAGAAAAUCUGAAGAGAUGAGAGAGAUUUACAGAAAAAUCGACAAAUUGGAGGCCUUUGUCAAAAUGGUUGGAGCCAACGUUAGUGUGAUGGAGGAACAAGUAACUGAAGUCGAAGGUGAAGUCGGAACCCUACCAGGUGCCUUCAAAAAGAUGUUUCGCACAAUGACUGUCCCAGGAUUUUUAAAUAAACCUGCAAGCCCAAGAAGGCAAUCACAAAGGCAUCAAGACCUUGCCAGUGUAUUUAGGACAGACGAAUAUUUUAAACCUCAGCCUGAGCAGUAAAAGAGAGACUCUUGUAUGGAUUUCAUUAAGUAUUUACCAAGACCAGAGUUCUUCAACAUCAGCAGUGCUGCCUGCUCUCAGACGCACCUACCUGGGAUUAGUAACACAACAUUUCACAGUCUCUUGAAAUGAAUCCUGAUCAAAGCCAAGUGUUAUUUUAGUAGACCAUCUAAUGGCAGCUAGUUUUAUAACCUACGGAAGCUUUGGUUUUAAAUAACUUUAUUUCUUUUUUUCAAAGUGCCUCCAAUGAGUCUGACGCUGUUUCUUAAAUGAGAAAGCAUGCUUGCAAAAUGUCAGAACAUUAGUUCAAAUGUUUCUAUGAUUUUUAUCAAACGUGUACAUAGAUUUACAACUUACUACACAUUUGCCCCUAUUCCUUUCUUCCAAUGCUUGAUAUCCUUUUGCACUAUAUUCACUUUUGUUUUAAUGAUGUUUUUGUCUUGUUAAGGUCUUAUAUCAGUGUCUGGACACAUGUUGACAUUGGAUAUUUAAUUCUUCAUGUAACCAGUGAAAAUAACUCUGGGUUACUCCGGGUUAUCAUGUAGCAUUGAGUGGCACACUUCUUAUCAAACAAUAUCAUCAAUUUUGUCUUGAAUCAUUUGCUGUUAUAUUUAAUGUCCAUAAACAACUGUAUGCUUGAUUACAUUUGUGACUAAUGAUUGUCAGUUUGUAUUAAAUUUUCAAAUUGACGGACUGCUUGGUUGAACUGAAACUGCUUACUGUAGCUUUCAAUUAUGUAUUAGAGCAAUGUUUGUCCAGUUAAGAUGAACUUCAAGCCUUCAAUGUCAAAGCACACAAACAUUAUCUGAUUUGGGUUGAGCGUCAUGCUUCUCUUGAAAUAUAAUAUUAUGAUAUCAUG
Messenger RNA from Triplophysa dalaica, 1627 nucleotides. RefSeq names its product biogenesis of lysosomal organelles complex-1, subunit 4, cappuccino (gene bloc1s4). The record is from RefSeq and is a predicted model, not a curated record. Gene Ontology annotation, cellular component: BLOC-1 complex. Bases 58 to 768 code for a protein of 236 amino acids. Lineage: Eukaryota; Metazoa; Chordata; Actinopteri; Cypriniformes; Nemacheilidae. The transcript is spliced from 5 exons.